UUUUAAAAUAAAACACCAACAGGCUGUAAUAACUAUACUCUGCGCCUUUAAUAUCUGUUGAUAUUAAAGAUGCAGGAUGAUUUACUGCCACGAAUUUAGGCUGUUUCAGUACAGCAUUGUUAUUUUGUCAAACCACAUACACACACCCUUAUUCGCCGUAAUGUCACAGAAAAUAAAUUAAUUCGGUAUAUCAAAAAUAUACAAGAAAUACUGGAUGAAUCUAAAUUCCCCUUCUCAGCAGACUAUCUCUCUCUCUCCCCUCCCCGCCACCCCAGCGGCGUCACGCAUGCCUUUCCCGGAACCAAAAUGUCGCAGCGCUUGUUUCCGUGGACAUGUCUUGAGAUCUUCCCGACGGAAGCGUUGCUGCCCGGGUGGGUUAGACUCGUGCCGUUCACAAUACAGCAGAAGAGGAGGCAGCUUUCUCCGUUGCUUUGUCGGCGCGAUCAUAGCAGGGAUCACCCAGCCCGGUGUUUCUACAAGGGUGGCUCGUCUUCGGGAUUAAGGGAAUGUGGAGGCUGGCUAGGCGCCCUUUAAGCGCCCUCGCGGAGACGCCGACAGAUUUUGGUGGAAUCAAAAUUCUUACUGCUGGUUACAGGAAAUAUGAUCCACUUCCAGAUUAUACAGGAAUUAUCAUUCCUGAGAAACCCAAAUUGAGAAUUGUUGAAAGAGCACCAAACUUGAUUAAGGUUAGGCGACAGCCCAAGAAUUUACGUGACAUCCAAGGUCCAUCUACAGAAGCCACUGAAUUUACUGAAGGAAAAUUUGGUAUUUUGGCUAUGAAUGGUGGCUAUCUCCGCUGGAUUCACUUUGAAGUUAUGCGUUUAAGUAUUAAUCGGCACAUGAAUUCCAAGACUAUGUUUGCACUGUGGAGAGUCCCUCCUCCUUACAAACCCAUUACUCGCAAAGGGCUCGGACACCGUAUGGGUGGUGGCAAAGGUGCAAUUGAUCACUAUGUGUCAGCAGUGAAAGCAGGUCGCCUCAUAGUGGAAAUUGGUGGGCAUUGUGAGUUUGCUGAGGUGAAACACUUCCUCACUCAAGUAGCCAAGAAACUGCCUUUUGAAGCCCAAGCAGUCAGCAGGGAAACCCUUCAAGAGAUGCGGGACAGAGAAGAGGAGAGGCAGCGUAAUAACCAGAAUCCAUGGACAUUUGAGCGCAUUGUUACUGCCAAUAUGCUGGGAAUACGGAAAUAUCUGAGCCCUAAAGACUUACAGUACAAGGGUCGCUACUGGGGAAAGUUCUUCUUGCCUGACAGGGUGUGAGUGGAAACUUUUGGCACCUGAUCUGCUGCAACCAUUCUUUGAAAACUUUGCCUUUCUCAACACACAGAUUGGUGGGUGAAGAAAUGAGUGACUAUAUAUCUGGAAGUCCAAUAAGUAUGGAGGGCGAUAAUGAUGUAGAACUUGGUAUAAAUAAACUCAUCAUGGAAGUUU
Molecule: messenger RNA, 1430 nt
Organism: Thamnophis sirtalis
Lineage: Eukaryota; Metazoa; Chordata; Lepidosauria; Squamata; Natricidae
Gene: MRPL16
Product: mitochondrial ribosomal protein L16
Biological process (GO): mitochondrial translation
Cellular component (GO): mitochondrial large ribosomal subunit; ribosome
Molecular function (GO): rRNA binding; structural constituent of ribosome
Source: RefSeq, a predicted model, not a curated record